AUGAAAAACACGCAGAAAUAUAUGCCGAAGCGCAUAAUACUGGUUCGCCAUGGGGAGAGUGAAGGAAAUCAAGAUGAAGAAGUUCUUGAGUAUGUGCCUAAUUACAAAAUUAAAUUAAGCAGUAAGGGGAUUGAGCAGGCUCAAAACGUUGGUUCCAAGAUCAAGAAAUUGGUAUCAGAAAAUGAAAACUGGAAGGUUUCGUUUUAUGUAUCCCCUUCUCAGCGCACAAAGCAGACACUGGAAAGGAUCAUCGGAGAGAAAUUUCCAGAGGAUAAUGUGAUUGGAUUGAAGGAAGAAUGCAAGCUGAGAGAACAGCAUUUUGGGAAUUUCCAGGAGCUGGAGAAGAGGAAGAAGAUAAAACGUACCAGAAACAGAUACGGGAAAUUCUUCUACCGGGUGCCCGACGGGGAAUCCAGCGCCGAUGUUUAUGACAGGGUUUCCAGUUUUAUUGAAAAUUUAUGGAGGGAAAUGGAAACGAACAGGAUAAACAACGACCCUUCGGAUGAACUGAAUCUGAUAAUUGUUUCCCACGGAUUAACCAUUCUUCUGUUCCUCAUGAAAUGGUUCGACUGGACUGUCGAGCAAUUCGAGGAUCUAAAAAAUCCUCAAAAUUGUGAUUACAAAGUUCUACAAUUAGGUUGCAAUGGAGAAUACAGUCUGGCUCUGCAUCACAAAUUGGAAGAACUGCGUGCAUGGGGACUGUCUCAAGAGAUGAUUCAGGACCAAAUAUUUCGGGCUUACGGCACUGAAAAGAACCUCGAGAACACCAAAUUUAUGCCAAAAUUUGAUGGUUUUUUUGAGAAUCAAGAAAAUUCAGAUGAAUAUCUUGAAGAAAAUGGCACAAAAUAUUUUCCAAAAUCUGUUGCUCUUUUCGACGAUCAAGAAAAAUCAUCAGAUGAAUUUCUUGAAGAAAAUGGCAGCAAAACUAAACGUAAACUUCUAUAUAGUAACCAGAAGGCCUUCUUUUGA
Molecule: messenger RNA, 969 nt
Organism: Fraxinus pennsylvanica
Lineage: Eukaryota; Viridiplantae; Streptophyta; Magnoliopsida; Lamiales; Oleaceae
Source: the annotation of a GenBank genome assembly